Messenger RNA from Ceratitis capitata (Mediterranean fruit fly), 11137 nucleotides. It is a transcript of the gene Ufd4, whose product is annotated as E3 ubiquitin-protein ligase HECTD1. The transcript is spliced from 12 exons. Gene Ontology annotation, molecular function: protein binding; metal ion binding; ubiquitin protein ligase activity. Gene Ontology annotation, cellular component: nuclear speck. NCBI's taxonomy places the organism in Eukaryota, Metazoa, Arthropoda, Insecta, Diptera, Tephritidae. The record is from RefSeq and is a predicted model, not a curated record. Gene Ontology annotation, biological process: anatomical structure development; protein K63-linked ubiquitination; proteasome-mediated ubiquitin-dependent protein catabolic process. Bases 431 to 9133 code for a protein of 2900 amino acids.
CGCUCCGCGUUUUUUGUGCGGGGAUCUUUUCUGCGAUAGACAUUGGUAAAAGUAAAGUGACUAAGAAUUUCCUGUAAUCUAAAAGACAAUGUAAACUUGCUGUUUUAGUGCAGUUGUCAAGAUCAAUAAAAUAGUGUGAAUAUUUGGUUAAAUAAAGUGUUAGAAGUAAAACUCGUUUUGGAAUUUGUUUCCUCAUUUACGCUGCAAUAAGUACCACUUUAACAUUAAAAGUGCGGAAGAAAAAAACCAUAGGACAAUUGUCAAAGAUUUGUACCGAUCUGGUAGCGCAGCUUUAACGAAGUAGACCACAGAAACGAAAAACAGCGAAAAUGACAGAGUAGUUUAAUAAAUGAAAUAAAAACUCAGUAGAAGAAAAAUAAUCGAAAAAACGAAACACCAAAAACUGAAAGUGUAACUACACAUUUAAAAGAUGGGGGACGUUGAUCCAGAAACGCUCUUAGAAUGGUUAUCUAUGGGCCAGGGCGAUGAGCGCGAUAUGCAAUUGAUUGCUCUAGAGCAAUUGUGUAUGCUCCUACUUAUGUCCGACAAUGUAGAUCGUUGCUUUGAAAGUUGUCCUCCACGUACAUUCUUACCAGCGCUUUGUAAAAUAUUUUUGGAUGAUCUUGCACCCGAAAAUGUUCUGGAGGUGACAGCUCGUGCUAUUACAUACUAUCUUGAUGUAUCAGCCGAAUGUACACGCCGCAUUGUAGCUAUCGAUGGCGCAAUCAAAGCCAUUUGCAAUCGUUUGGUUGUCGCCGAUUUGUCUUCGCGCACAUCACGCGAUUUAGCCGAACAAUGCAUAAAGGUAUUAGAAUUGAUAUGUACACGUGAAGCAGGAGCCGUUUUUGACGGUGGCGGUUUGAAUUGUGUGUUAUCUUUUAUACGUGAUUGUGGUUCACAAGUUCAUAAGGACACAUUACACUCUGCUAUGGCGGUAGUGUCGCGCCUUUGCACCAAAGUCGAGCCGAAUGCGCCAUGCAUUCCGAAUUGCAUAGAAAGCUUAAGUACACUGUUACAACAUGAGGAUCCUAUGGUAGCAGAUGGUGCACUCAAAUGUUUCGCUUCAGUUGCUGAUCGUUAUACGCGCAAAUGGGUAGAUCCAGCUCCUUUGGCGGAGUAUGGCCUUGUUGAAGAGCUAUUAAAACGUUUGGGCAAUGCUGCAGGUCCUGUUGGCAAUGCCUCAACAUCGACAGCUGUCAGCCCUGGUGCGACUACAGGUGCAUUAACAUCAAACACCAGUACUGGAAGUGUUGGUCACAAUGACAGUGUCAAUUCUGUUUCUUCAACAACUGGUGUACAGAAUAAACCAAACCAAGGAAGCGAUCCCUCAAGAACUUCACAAUCGAUUUCAACAACAAUAUCUUUGUUAUCCACGUUAUGCCGUGGCUCACCGUCUAUUACGCACGAUUUAUUACGCUCACAAUUGCCAGAUGCAAUUGAACGCGCUCUGAAGGGUGAUGAACGUUGUGUUUUAGACUGUAUGCGUUUGGCAGACUUACUCUUGUUGUUGCUGUUCGAAGGACGGCAAGCAUUGAAUCGUGUUGGCACAACUGGUGGUGCACAAGGUCAACUAGCAUCUCGUGUACGUCGUACUGAUUCGAGCGCUGAACGCACACAUCGCCAAUUAAUUGAUUGCAUACGUUCAAAGGAUACAGAAGCCUUGCAAGAGGCUAUCGAAACAGGUGGUAUUGAUGUUAAUUGCAUGGAUGAUGUUGGCCAGACAUUACUAAAUUGGGCUUCUGCAUUCGGCACACUUGAGAUGGUUGAAUAUUUAUGCGAAAAAGGCGCUGAUGUCAAUAAGGGGCAGCGCAGUUCAUCUUUGCAUUAUGCCGCUUGCUUUGGUCGUCCGAGUAUAGCUAAAGUGUUACUGAAAUACGGCGCCUAUCCAGACUUGCGAGAUGAAGAUGGUAAGACACCGCUAGAUAAAGCACGCGAACGUGCUGAUGACGGUCAUCGAGAAGUGGCAGCCAUACUACAAUCACCUGGUGAGUGGAUGGCUGCUGGUAAUUUGGCAUCGAAUAAAGAUGGCGCAGACGAUAAUGGCACAUUAGAACCACGUGGAGAUCCGGAGAUGGCACCCAUAUAUUUGAAAUUAUUUUUGCCCGUUUUCUGCCGUACAUUCCAGGGUACAAUGUUAGGCAGUGUACGACGUGCUAGUCUUGGUCUUAUCAAGAAAAUGGUACAGUAUGCACAGUCAGGUGUAUUGAAAGGGCUCUGCGAACCACAACUGCAAGUCGAGUCAGUGGCUGUUACGGGCACAAACGCACAAAAUUUGGGAACCCUAUUGGUCGAAGUCGUGGCUAGCGUGUUGGAUAACGAGGACGACGAUGAUGGUCAUCUUGUAGUUCUUAAUAUCAUUGAAGAAUUAAUGAGCAAAACUCAAGAUGAAUUUUUGGAUCAUUUUGCUCGUCUUGGAGUAUUUUCGAAAGUGCAAGCUUUAAUGGAUCCCGAAAAUGAAAAUGAUACUGCAACGACAGUUCUUCUUGGCGCUACGGCUAUCACAGCGCCGAGUGUAGAGGACCAUUUACAACAAAGUGGCAGCAGUGGAAUAACCAGCUCAGCACAGUUGCAACAACAAACAGCAGCAACUUCAGAUGAUGCAAUGGAAGAUGCUAAAGAAAUUCUACAAGGCAAAGCAUACCAUUGGCAUGAAUGGAGUAUUUGUCGUGGUCGCGAUUGUUUGUAUGUGUGGUCCGAUUCAGCAGCGCUAGAGCUUUCGAAUGGUUCGAAUGGUUGGUUUCGUUUCAUACUCGAUGGGAAAUUGGCUACAAUGUAUUCGAGUGGCAGCCCUGAAAAUGGCAAUGACAGUUCAGGAAGGGGUCGUGGCAUGGAUUCUGUUACUAGUGAAGAAAAUCGUGGUGAAUUCCUCGAGAAACUGCUACGCGCCCGUUCAGCUGUACGUCCGGGCACACCAUCUCAACCAAUUUUACCCACUGUAAGCGUGUUGCGUUUGGUUGUUGGCAAUUGGGUGCUGCAGUCGCAAAAGCCCAACCAACUACAAAUACAUAAUACCGAAGGCCAUCAAGUGACCAUAUUACAAGAUGAAUUACCUGGUUUCAUAUUCGAAAGUAAUCGUGGCACCAAACAUACUUUCACCGCCGAACACACACUUGGCCCGGACUUUGCAUCUGGUUGGUCGACGGGUAAGAAGAAGAAAAUCAAAACAAAAACCGAAGUGCAGAAGACACAAGCAAAGAAUUUAGCACGCGAUCUAUAUAAUAAAUACUUCAAGGCCGCACAAGCAGUGCCACGUGGUGCUGUCGCCAAGCUAACAUCAAUUGUGAAGCAAAUCGAGGUUGCAUUGGAGGAGCAACGUUUGUCGCCACACUCGAAUUGGCAAGAAAAGUUACGUAUGCCUUUGAGUGAGCUGGCACAGCUAUUACAUGAAGAUGGCGUGGUGAGUGCCUAUGAGAUGCAUUCGUCGGGGCUGGUGCAGGCUUUAGUUGCCGUACUGUCGAAGAAUUACUGGGACAAUGGUUUAUCACGCAGUAAGACAAAUAAGAUGCUUAAACAGCGCAUUAAUAUAUUUAAACAAUGCAUUUUUGAGGCGAAAUUGUCUAGUGGCGAAUUACGCAAUUCCACAGCCAGCAUACUUGUGCAAAAGUUGGUAGCUGUUUUGGAGAGUACCGAAAAACUGCCAAUUUACAUGUACGAUGCGCCUGGUACCACUUAUGGUCUACAAAUUUUAACAAAACGUUUGCGUUUCCGUUUGGAACGUGCGGCCUGCGAGACCACGCUCUUCGAUCGUACUGGACGCACCUUGAAAAUGGAACCAUUGGCUACUGUGGGUCAACUGGCUAAGUAUUUGUUGAAAAUGGUUGCCAAACAGUGGUACGAUAUGGAUCGUGCUACUUAUCACUAUCUAAAGAAGUUACGUGAACAUCGUCAAGGCAUGGUCUUUAAACAUCAUUAUGAUUUCGAUGAAGAGGGUCUCAUGUUCUAUAUCGGUUCGAAUGGCGGCACGUGUGAGUGGGUUAAUCCCGCACAAUAUGGUUUGGUGCAAGUAACUAGCUCUGAGGGCAAAACACUGCCCUAUGGCAAGUUGGAAGACAUACUUUCGCGUGAUAGUGUCUCUGUUAAUUGUCAUACUAAAGACAAUAAGAAGGCUUGGUUCGCUAUUGAUCUGGGUGUUUACAUAAUACCCAAUGCAUACACUUUACGUCACGCACGUGGUUAUGGCCGUUCGGCAUUGCGUAAUUGGAUGUUACAAGGUUCAAAGGAUGGUGCCACUUGGACAACACUCGUUACACACAACGAUGACAAGAGUUUAGUGGAGCCCGGUAGCACAGCUACAUGGCCAAUAGUGUGUUCGCCCGAUGAAAUGCAAGGUUUCCGUCAUAUACGUAUACAACAGAAUGGUCGCAAUGCGUCGGGUCAGACGCAUUACCUAAGUCUGAGCGGUUUCGAGAUCUAUGGACGUAUAGUGAGUAUCUGCGAUGAUAUUGGCAAAGGCGCCAAGGAAGCAGAGGCCAAGAUACGGAAAGAACGACGUCAAAUACGCGCACAACUUAAGCAUAUAACAACAGGCGCGCGCGUAGUGCGAGGCGUUGAUUGGCGCUGGGAUGAUCAGGAUGGUUGCUGUGAGGGAACGGUAACGGGCGAAAUACACAACGGUUGGAUCGAUGUAAAGUGGGAUCAUGGUGGACGUAAUUCGUAUCGUAUGGGCGCAGAGGGCAAAUAUGAUUUGAAAUUGGCAAACUGCGAUAAUUUGUCAAUGUUCGAGGGCGGCAAUUCAAUUGCACCAACAACAGCAACAGCAGCCGUAAGCACAACAGGCGGUGUAGCUGGCGGCAAGAAAUAUGAAAAGUCCGGCACGCUUACUUCGCGUAAAUCCAGUUCUACACCCUCACUGCCGGAGGCCACUGAAAUCAAUCGUAACACAGAAGUGCCUUCGGAUCAGGCAGCGUCUGCUGAUAACUUAGCAUGGAAACAAGCGGUUGAAGCUAUUACUGAAAGUGUCUUUAGUUCGGCCAAGACACAAAUGCUCAACUCAACUACUAGCGCUAGCGGUGAUGAUGGCGAUAGUAGUGGCAUGGGCGGUUCAUCAACAACUGGGUCUAGUGGUGUGACUCUACUACGUGAGCGUGAAAACAUUGCCGACCUUUCAGCCAUCAACAACUCCAUGCAGGCUAUCAAUGCUAAUGUUGUCUCUGAUUUGGCUACAAUUACCGAAAAUUUAGUAUUGACUGAAGCGAAUACGCCCAAUAUUAGCGGCAGCGUAUUGAGUUCCUCAUCCGGUUAUAGUGGCUCGGGUGUCAGUAGUAGCCGUAAUGCAUUGGCUGCUAUUUUCGGUAAUUCUGGUGUCGUGGGUGGUCAGACAGGUGGCGUAUCCAAUACAACAGCCACGUCCUCACUUCCCGCUGGUUGCCUGCUACGCAGUGUCUCGCUGCAGCAGAGCGAUGAGCCGAAGUCGACAAAUAUCGAAGCCAAUAAUAAAAUGAAUGCUAAUAAUUCAGCAAGCGCCAGUGGCAGCAUGGGUAAGGGACUAUUGGUCAACCUACGCGCUAACACAUCAGCUGGCCAACGUGUUUCGCAAUUUUCAUCUGAGGCGCUGGAAAUGAUCGAUAAAAUGCGCGAUGGUGUUGAUAUGAUACGCAACAACACUAACAAUAUUCUUUCUUCGGACAUACUUUCACUGUCUGCUGCAAAUUUGAUGACUUCAGCUGUUAAAUUUUCCAAUGUCACUGGCAAACCUGAAAGCAGUGCUGAUCAGUUGAACACUAGCUCUACAGAUACUUCCGCCACAUCUGUGGUCGUCGAUUGUAAUACUGCAGCCAGUGAUAAGUCUAUGCGUCCUCCUGAGCUGAAAGUGGAGCCAGAGAAGCGUAGCAAUAUUGAAUUGACGGAAUAUAAGAACCUUUCGGGCAUGCCGAGCGUCCCCAUAACUACAACACGAUCCUCCAGUGUUAGCGAUCAACAAGCACAACUGUUACAACCACCACCGCCACCGUUACUAGAAGUAGAGCAGCAAAAUACGGUUGAUUUACAGGCCACCGAUACAGCGCAACAACUUGGUGGCUCUGCCGAUAAUGUUAACGUAUCUGUAUCUAAUCAAAUGAGUGUUAGUGUGCCCAAUCUUACCACAACAUCUGUUUCGGAAACCACAUCACAAUCUGAGGUGUCUAAUCAUACUGGGCUUUUGGAGACUUUUGCAGCUAUGGCAAGACGUCGCACCUCGCAAGGUACUACCAAUCUUCAGAAUAACCAAAUGAUCAGCUCCAAUGCGAAUACAAACGAACGGAAUAACCAGAGUGUUGGCACCAGUUCUUUCUUCCCGAGAGGACCGAAUUCGGUUACGAGUCUUGUAAAAUUGGCUUUGUCCAGCAAUUUCCACUCGGGCCUAUUAAGCACUGCGCAAAGCUACCCGAGUCUUUCGUCAAAUAAUGCGGGGAAUAGUGGAGGCUCAAAUAACGGAACGGGCGCUAAUGGAAACUCUACCGCAGGUCAGCAAGUGCAAACAUCUAUAAAUCCUGCACUAACAAUGAGCCUCACGUCAACUUCGAGCGAUAGUGAACAAGUUUCGUUGGAGGACUUCUUAGAGAGUUGCCGUGCUCCUGCAUUACUUGGUGAUAUGGACGAUGACGAUGACAUGGACGAAGACAAUGACGAUGAAGAGAAUGAAGACGAAUACGAAGAAGUUGGAGUAAGUCGAUUGAAUACUUUAUUGCAAGUAAUGGUUUCUCGCAAUCUGCUAACUUUCAUGGACGACGAAACACUGGAGAAUCGUUUGGCUGGUGUAAGUAAACGCAAAUCAUGGGACGAUGAAUUCGUACUCAAGCGACAGUUCUCUGCGCUAAUCCCAGCCUUCGAUCCUCGCCCUGGUCGCACCAAUGUUAAUCAGACCUCAGACCUCGAUAUACCAGCACCGGGUACCAGUGCUGAGGCAUUGCGCCAGCACGAACAUGUGCCGCUACCGCAGCCUGUACUUUCGUUAGUCCUACGUGGACCUAGCAUAGGUGGUGUACCAGAUGUAGAAAUUGAAUUAUGUAAUAGCGAGUGGACAAUAUUUCGCGCCGUACAAGAGCUUUUGCAAGUUUCUCAGCUAAGUAAAACGGACAAAUUUCGCAAAGCCUGGGAACCGACUUACACGAUUGUCUAUCGCGAAGUAACUCCUCAAGAAUCUGUUAUCGGUGGCAUUGGUGGUACCGUUGUCGAAUGUGAUGAUGGACCCAACACGCCAGUAGUGUCAUCCAAGAGUGGUGCUUCUACACUCUCACCAAACUCACCGAUACGUGGCGAGUACACAACCUCUGAGAACGUUACCUGUUCCGUAGAUGAUGUUUUGCAGCUCCUCAGUCAAUUGAAUGCACUGAAUCAAAAGGAAAAUGUCACAGAGGGUGCAGUAGCAACAGCUAUUACUGCUGAACCAACUACACCUAGUGUAGGCAACUUGCCGCACGAGCUCUUUAUGAGUAAGAAAAUCACGAAUAAAUUACAACAGCAAAUACAGGAUCCAUUGGUAUUGGCUAGUAAUGCCUUGCCAAAUUGGUGUGAAGAUCUCAAUCAGGCUUGUCCCUUCCUGUUCCCAUUCGAUACACGUCAGCUAUAUUUCAAUUGCACUGCUUUCGGCGCAUCACGCAGCAUUGUCUGUCUGCAGUCACAGCGUGAUGUUACUUUGGAGCGUCAACGUAUGCCCGGACUUAGUCCACGACGUGAUGAUCAGCAUGAGUUCCGCGUAGGCCGUUUGAAGCAUGAGCGUGUUAAGGUACCUCGUAAUGAGAAUUUACUCGAGUGGGCCAUGCAAGUUAUGAAGGUGCAUUGCAAUCGGAAGUCGGUGCUUGAAGUAGAGUUUGUUGGCGAAGAAGGCACUGGUUUGGGACCUACGUUGGAAUUCUUUGCACUGGUCUCAGCGGAAUUACAGCGCACCGAUCUGUGUAUGUGGCUUUGUGAUGACGCCGAUCAAGAGUUACACGAUAAAGCUAGCGAACAAACUAAACAUUUAAUCGCCAGUGAUGACGUUAAACCAGUUGGGUACUAUGUAAAUCGUAGAGAACAUGGUUUGUUCCCUGCGCCAUUGCCGCAAAAUUCUGAAAUUUGCGAUCGUGUAUCGAAAUAUUUCUGGUUCCUUGGCGUAUUUUUAGCAAAAGUGUUGCAAGAUAUGCGUUUAGUGGAUUUACCACUUUCAAAUUCGUUCCUAAAGCUAUUAUGCCACAAUAAAGUGCUUUCACGUGGUGUACAUCAAAUUCAAUCGAAUCCUGUCUCGGAAGAUCCCAUGACCUCGUCAGUAGUAUCAGAGGAUUCUGAAUUGGCCGAAACUUGCUCGAAAUUAUUGAGUGGUGUUGGUGGUAAUGGCAACAAUGAAUACAAUGCCGACACACGUUGGUAUGAUGGUAUUUUAACGUAUGAAAACCUCGCCGAAAUCGAUCCUAUACGAUAUGAGUUUAUCAAAGAAUUGCAAGAAUUAGUUGCAAGAAAACAAGCCGUGGAGAGUGAUGCCUCGCUAACGCCUGAUCAAAGACGUGAACAAUUAGCAACUAUGAAAUUACGUACUAAGCGAAGCGAAGAAAUUGAUUUGGAAGAUUUAGCCUUGACAUUUACUUAUUUGCCCAGUUCUUCUGUUUACGGUUAUCCGUAUGCUGAACUGAUACCGAAUGGCGCCAAUAUUGAAGUUACGCUUAAUAAUUUAGAAGAAUACUGCGAUCUGUUGAUAAAUUAUCUUCUACAAGAUGGUAUUGCAAAACAGCUGGAAGCAUUCCAUCGUGGCUUCUGUGAAGUGUUCCCACUUAAGAAAUUGGCUGCAUUCAGUCCAACCGAGGCGCGUAUGAUGAUUUGCGGUGAGCAACAUCCGCAAUGGACGCGUGAAGAUCUCAUCAACUACACAGAACCAAAACUUGGAUACUCCAAAGAUAGUCCUGGUUUCUUACGUUUUGUCAAUGUAUUAAUGAGCAUGACAGGACCCGAGCGUAAGGCGUUCCUACAAUUCACUACUGGCUGUAGUAGUCUACCACCAGGCGGUUUGGCUAAUUUACAUCCUCGCUUAACAGUUGUACGUAAAGUCGAUGCCGGCGAUGGCAGUUAUCCAUCGGUAAAUACAUGCGUGCAUUAUCUAAAGCUGCCCGAUUAUCAAACCGAGGAGGUAAUGAAAGAGCGUUUACUAACUGCAACAAAAGAGAAAGGAUUCCAUUUAAAUUAAUAUACACAUUACAUACAAUAUGUGUUUAAAUAUUUUACUUACGUCUCUAUAUUAAUUUUAAGCAUUUUGCCGAAAUUUCAAAUUUGGCGUUAAGAUUGUUAGGGCGUUUCUGCGAGUACGAUUUUCAGUUGUUUGGUGAUAAAAUUGUUUUAUCUUUUAUCUAAUUUUUUAUAUAUUUUUUUUUUUUUUGCUGAGUUUUUCUUUUUGAUGUAUAAAAUUCGGGAAGUGUAACUUACAUAUAAAUAAUUAUACUCAUAAUUAAAAACAGAAAAUCUGCUUAAAAAAAAAAAAUGGCACAUGAAAGAAAGUCAACAACGACACAAUAUGUUCACUUUUGUUUUGUACCCAAUUGCAAAUGUGUAAUGAUGAUGAUUAUUAAACAAGGCAAACAAAGAUGUGUGUGUGUGUAUGGGUGUGUGCGUGUGUGUGUGUAUAUUUAAAAGAAAUAUGUAUGUAAAAAUAAUAUGGUACACUAAAUUAAUUGCAAUCAAGACAAGCAAAUCCUAAGCCAUUCGCCAUUCGUUUAAUGAACUGAAUUGAGCGUGCUUCAAAUAUCGCAUAGUUAGCGAGCUUAUGCCACAUUUUUUAAGAUUACACUAAGAAAUAGCAUGAAAGUUGCAAAUUGUAUGCGACAAAAUGAAGAAUUUAAAUCUGCAGAUAUCAGUGGCCUGUCAUAAUAUGUAUGUAAAUACAAGUGUUUUUUUCGUAUUCAAAAAAAAAAAAAAAAACAAAAAAAAAAUUAUAAUUAAUCUGUUGAAGAUAACUUACGCGUACAUAUAUACAAUAUUAUUCAUACAUACAUAUUAAAUUCAUAUAAAAUUAAUUACAAUACAAUAUUACAAUAUAAUCGCUAUUAAAUCAUUGUGUAUCUUUAAGUGAAGAACAAAUUACAUAUGAAAAAUAAAAUAUACAUAUAAUAAACAAGUUAGAUACCAGAAUGUGGCAAUAAACAAACCUGAAUGCACUUAAAACUUGUUGGUUAGGAAAGCGAUAGCAAGCAAAUAUUUAUUGAACAUUUUUUUAUAUGCUUGCCGUAAAGGUACAGUUAUUCAUAUAUACAAAAAUAUAUACCUUAUGAAAAUGCAAUAUAAAAUUCAACAAAAUGCAACUAUUUUUGAGAGAUUUAUCAUGUUCGAGCAACAAGUUUUGAACUAUUAUCAAACCUUCUUUAAGUUGGCUAAUAAACAUGUUUCGUUUCGUCAUUUACCAAAUUACCAAAGCAAAGUCUUACUUACAAAAUAACAUAUAAAUUUCAUGCUCUAUUUUUUCAUAUUAAUAAAUUGAAAAAUAAAAAUAAAAAAAAAAAACGUGCGAAAAUCAAAUCGAUGGCUAAAUAUCAUUAAUGAAUUACCCACAAUUUAAUAACCACCAAAUCAUAUAGUAUAACAUAUACACGUACAUACACACUAUAUUUGAUGUAGUAUAAUAAACAUAUAUGAGCAACUUAGAGAUACAGCUUUUCUAAAGCACUAUGGGGCAAACAAAUGAGAGUAUGAAAGUGAAAGUGAAAAAAGAAACUGGCGCAAGAAUUCGCGUGUGCGCGUCUUUAAUAUACAAUUUAUAGAAGAGAACAACUUUAUAUUGAUAAUAAUGAUAAAAGAUAUUUACAACGGCUGAAAAUGUAAUGUUAAAUGCAAAGUGGGAAUUACAAUAGGACAUAAUACUUAUAUAUUAUAUGAUACAUAUACAUAUGUAUAAACUAUACGCAUUAAACACACAGUGCUUAUUGAUAAAAAUGUUGUUUUAAAAGGAAAAUAAAGUGAGUACAGAUUCAUACGAUGAAAUUAGUUUGAUAAUGAUUAUGAUGAUGAAUGGCAGCGCGAAAGCAUAUUGCAUAUUCAGCAAAUAGUGAAAAACAAAGAUAAAGCCAUGCUUAAAAUACAAAUACAAAUACAAAAACAAAUUAAAAUUAAAUUGUAUCACAAUGUUAUUAGACAUUUUUUCUGAAUAAUUUUAAAGUUACUCUCUUGAAUCAAAUAAAAUCUUAACGGUAGUAAAAUAUAA